CUAUUACAUUAUUAUAAGGUAAUCAAUUCAGAACAAAUGAUUUGGGAAUAUGAUGAUAGUAACUUAUGAUUUCAUUGAUUGAAUGUCAAAUGUGUGUCUCAAAUAAAAGUGUGUAUCUAUGAAAGAUAUUGAUAUAGCAUAUGUCUAUGACAAUGUGUGGUAACUUAGCCAUUCUUCCCCUUGUCUUCAGAUGUCUACUACAAAGAAGCAUCGAGCCAUGGGGUCUGAGGAGUGGGUGGCGCGCCUGAAGGCAUUUGCCUGUUCUGGCACUUGGCCCUCCGGUGCAGGGAACAGGCCAUCUCCCAAACAGGGCAAGUGGCACAACCUCUACCAGAAGGUAACCUUUGCCCCAACAGUCAACCAAAACUCCAAAGUGAACCGAUUGUGUCCGUAAGUAAAUCAUGCAUUUUAAUUCAUUACAGAUUGAGAAGUGUCCCAUGAUGCUGCGUGGGCAGACCUCAAUCUUGAGGGUAGCGCAGACAUGUUCCUGUGGCUUUCACCCUCGGCAGUCUGUGAGUAGUCCUGCAGCAUCCAGGCCAGCUACCUCAGCCUCCACUUCAGCUGCCUCAGCCUCCACCUCAGCGGCGCCUGUACAGAGCCCUGGGAGGCCUGCAUUGACGCUGUCAAUGUUUGAUAAAGCGCGGUUCGGCAGGACUUUGUCUGCGGCAGCCAGGCCUAAUGUCAACGUGACCAGGAAGCAUGUCGAGCGUCCCCCCAGCCCUGCCACUACCCCAGCUGGGAGAAGCACUCCCUCCGCUACCCCACCUCCAGCGACGCCCCCUUCCAGUCCGAGAUACAUUAGGCCCGUCUCCCCUUUCUCUCUGCCCCCAUCCAGCCCUGUAAUGUCCUCUGUGAGGACCGGCUCGUCCCCUCUGGUUGCAUCAGAUAGGAGUCUUGCUCCCCCUGGUCCUGUCCCUGCUCCGCCUGGUCCCGUCCCUGCUCCGCCUGGUCCCGUCCCUGCUCCCCCUGCUCCCCUCCCUGCUCCCCCUGGUCCCGUCCCUACCCCUCCUUGUACUUCUUCAUUUCUGGGUCCGGCUCCACAACAGUUCUGGCUACCAGCAGAAAUGAAGAAGACCAUUCCCCAGCAAGACCAGCGCUGGAUUGCAUCCACGCUGUGGAGGAACCAGCGGCUGCGCCCAGACCUACAGCUCUGGUAUGAGCCACCGGUGCCAGGCCUGAUCUACAAUCAGGUCCCGUCACCAGAUCGUUUUUUUACGCACCGGCUCCUGGUGUGGAUGCCCUACCACCUUUGGAAGGUGAGGCUGUCCUGCCCAAAGUGUGGGAAGCAGCUCACCGGGGCCGGCAUGCACAAGAGGGCACGGCAGGUCCUGGACGUGGACAGGUACUACCUGAUGGUGACGGAGACCCUCAGGUGCAACGCCCUCGGUUGCGUCACCAAUUACCUGUCCACGAGCCAGACCGUCCUGGACCAGCUGAGCCUGCCUCUCCGUGGGGAGUUCCGCCUCAUCCUGACACGCAAGUAUGCGUGUGACAUCCGCGUCAUCAGGAUGCUACGGGAGAGGACCCUCGGCAACAGCUCUACCCUCCUAGCCAAACAGCUGCGGGAGAACCACGGCGAGGAGUGGCUGCAGCGUGUGGCCCGCUACCUGGAGGUGUGUGCCGACUUUGUGGACCAGCCGAGUCUCUUCCCUGUGGUCUGUCAGGAGCCCCCCGAGCCUGUGGCUGUCCCGACCAACAGGUGGCUCCUGACCGUGUACGGGAAGGACUUGAUGAGCCGUAUGGACCACAUCAAGGCCAGCAUCACCUGA
Gadus macrocephalus (Pacific cod) is the source of this 1769-nucleotide messenger RNA. RefSeq lists its product as uncharacterized. NCBI's taxonomy places the organism in Eukaryota, Metazoa, Chordata, Actinopteri, Gadiformes, Gadidae. Bases 402 to 1769 code for a protein of 455 amino acids. The record is from RefSeq and is a predicted model, not a curated record. The transcript is spliced from 6 exons.